AUGCAGAUCUUGCGUGAGGAGAACGCCAUCCUAAGGCGGAAGGAAGAAGGAAUCCCAUCGACGCCUACUGUACCCGACCCGCUCAGGUUAAGUCGGGGGCAGCAGCACCGGGAUGUCGAACGGGUGGAGAGUCGCCCUCCACCAACAGGACACGAGCAAUCACAGCCGGCUCGGGUCGAAAGGACGCAGGCUUCAAGGGGAAAUCCGUCGCACACGAUGGCGGAGAGCUCGGGAGCAAACGAUGGGGGUCGCCCAUCACGUCAACCGAUCCCCGCGUCGGGAUUCUCCCCCUUUACAUCGUACAUUUUGGAGACGCCAUUGCCGGAGAAGUGGAAAAUCCCAACUUUCGACAAGUACGAUGGCACGACCAAUCCGGACAAUCACAUGCGGGUCUUCAUGCAUAAGAUGAUGUUCCACGCCGUUAGUGACCCCAUCUGGUGUCGUGUUUUCUCGACUUCUUUGACAGGGGAGGCGUUGGAAUGGUUUUCCGAGUUGCCGGCCGGAAGAUGGGGAAUCGCUGAGGAGUUAUCUCGAUCGAUACAAUCGGAUGUCAGUCAAGAUAAAAGAUCUCAACGACGAAAUCGCUCGACAUCACUUCUCCUAUGGGCUCCAGCCGGGAGUUUUCGCGGACAAGAUAAGCCGCAAGAAACCGAAGACGAUGGAGGAGAUGAGGGAACGAGCGGAGAAGGAGGAUGCCGCAACCGCAAAGCCGGUCGCACCUCGCCCAAACAGGCCUCUGGCUCGGCCCAGCGAGAAAAAACAACCGAAGUUCACGACGUACACCCCCUGGCCGUUCCUAGGGCCAGGAUCCUACAAGAAGCUUUCAGCGCCGAAUCACUUCCUGCGGCCAGAAAGAAGCCCCCGCCACCCGAUGCUGACGGUAGUAAGCACUGCCAGUACCAUCGGACGAUCGGCCACACUACAGAAGAGUGCCACACGCUCCGCGACAAAAUCGAAGAGCUUAUUCGGCAGGGGCACCUGAAGAAGUAUAUACGGCAGAAACGCCCUCCGCGAAGCCCGGUGAGGCACAGAAGUCCCGUAAGAAGAACCGCCCCGGCCCAGCGGGAGGAGCGGAGGGAGCCCGAACCCGAGAGACGAAGGAGAGGACCGUCUCGGUCGCAUCAGAGCCCAAGGAGGAGCCGCAGUCGGAGCCACGAUAAACCCCUCAGGGGCUAUAUCAAUACCAUCUCCGGAGGGUUCGCCGGAGGAGGAUCGAGCUCAGCAGCUCGAAAGAGGCACGUUCGGGCGUUAAAGUCGGUUCAUCUGGUGGAGAAGAAGAUCCGGUCGAUGCCCUCCAUCACGUUUACGGACGACGACUUCAAGGCGCCCGACCCUGAUCAUGAUGACCCGAUGGUCAUCUCAAUAGAGGUUGCCGAGUAUGGGAUCGAGAAGGUGUUGGUUGACCAGGGAAGCUCCGUCAACAUCUUAUACUGGAAGACUUUCCGGAAGAUGAACCUCUCUGAGGACCUGAUCGUCCCAUAUAACGAGCAAAUUGUUGGUUUCUAUGGCGAGCGAGUCGACACAAGGGGCUACCUGGACCUUCGUACCAGGAUCGGCUCACGGAAGGACGGCCGAGAGGUAAGGGUUAGAUUCCUUUUGGUUGAAGCUAACACCUCCUACAAUGUAUUGCUAGGGAGACCUUGUCUGAACGCCUUCGGAGCGAUCGUAUCCACCCUGCACCUGACCAUGAAGUUCCCGUCGGACAAGGGGACAAUAUGCACGGUGCAUGCAGAUCAACAAGUCGCCAGGCAAUGCUAUGCUGCAGGAUUGAGGAUCAGUCCUUAUAGUCACCCGCGGAAACAACACUGUUCGGAGGUAGCAAUGACAGACCUAGACCCCCGAACGAACACAGAGGAUCGGCUGCAACCAGAAGGAGAGACCAAGGAGAUCCUGAUCGGAAGCCAACCUGGACAGGUCACGAAGAUUGGGGGAGCCCUGAGCGCUGAAGAAGAAGAGCUCCUAAGGGCGGUGAUCUUAGAGAACAAAGAUCUCUUCGCAUGGUCGAGCGUAGAUAUGCCAGGCGUCCAUCCAGAUGUGAUGUCCCAUAAGUUGGCCACCUUCCGGGAAGCUCGCCCGGUCGCUCAGAAGAAGAGAAAAAUGGGAGAAGAGCGAAGGAGGGCGGUCGAGGAGGAAGUCAGGAAGCUAGAGGGAGCUGGUUUCAUCAGAGAGAUCAAAUAUACUACAUGGCUGGCUAACGUGGUCAUGGUGAAGAAGACGAGCGGGAAGUGGAGAAUGUGCACAGAUUUCACCGAUCUCAACAAGGCCUGCCCGAAAGACGCAUACCCGUUACCCAGCAUCGAUCGGCUUGUUGAUGGGGCCUCAGGACACAACUUCCUAAGCUUCCUGGACGCGUACUCAGGGUACAACCAAAUCCCUAUGUAUGGCCCAGACAGAUCCAAAACGGCGUUCAUUACCGACCGAGCAAACUUCUGCUACGAGGUUAUGCCGUUCGAUCUGAAAAACGCAGGGGCGACAUAUCAGAGGCUGAUGGACCGGGUCUUCAGGGGACAGAUCGGUCGGUCUAUGGAAGUGUACGUUGACGACAUGGUCGUAAAGUCGCAAACUACCGAAGAUCAUGCGCGCGACCUCAGGGAGGUUUUUCACCAAGUGCGCAAAUACAAUAUGCGGCUCAACCCGGAGAAGUGUGUCUUCGGGGUGCCGGCCGGGAAAUUCCUGGGUUUCAUGUUGACCGCCCGAGGCAUAGAAGCUAACCCAGAUAAGUGCGCCGCCAUCGCAGAGAUGAGGAGCCCCAAGAAUCUGAAGGAAGUCCAGCGGUUGAUAGGGCGGUUAACCUCUCUGGCACGUUUCCUACCUAGGCUCACGGAGAAGGUCAGACCGAUUCUGAAGAUCAUGAAGAAGCAAACUGUCGAAAAGUGGGACGAUCAAUGCGAGGUGGCGUUUCGGGAGAUAAAGGAGAUGAUCAGCAGUCCCCCAAUAAUGAGCCGACCGAGCGCAGAAACGAGAUAUCAGCUGAUAGAGAAGAUAGCCUUGGCGCUAUUGACGGCCGCACGCCGGUUGCGCCAGUACUUCCAGAGUCACCAGGUGAUCGUCCGCACCGAUCAUCCCAUUGCCAAGAUACUCCGGAAGCCCGACUUAGCUGGUAGAAUGAUCGCUUGGUCGGUCGAGUUAUCCGAGUUCGGGCUCAAGUACGAACCCAGAGGAUCUGUCAAGGGACAACAUUUGGCAGACUUUGCAGCUGAACUCCACGGACCGAUACACCCGUCGGAGCAUAUGUGGAUUCUCUUCGUCGAUGGAUCAUCGGAUAAACGUAAUGCUGGAGCAGGGAUCGUCAUCGAGGGAUCGGGCGAUUUCACGGUGGAGCACUCCCUACAGUUCAAGUUUAAAGCCUCGAAUAACCAAGCAGAAUACGAAGCGCUGAUCGCCGGGCUGAGGCUUGCAAAAGACCUAGGAGCGACGAAAUUGAAGUGCAACACUGAUUCGAAGCUCGUGGUCGGCCAGGUUCAGGGAGAAUACCAGGUUAAGGAUGACCUGUUGCUCCAAUACUAUCACAAGGUGGUCGAAGCCAUGAAGGAGUUCAAAGAUAUCACUAUCCACCACAUUCCUCGAGCGGAAAAUACCAGAGCCGAUAAGCUAUCUAAGCUGGCGGAAGGAAAAGAGAAGGGCCAAUUGAAGACAAUCAUCAGGCAAACCCUGAUGAGACCCUCAGCGGGGGAAUGCGCUGCAGCGGACCGGUUGGCAGAUUGGAUUGGGGAGGUGCGAGAACUCUUAAAGAGGUGCGAGGCCGGAGAAGAGAUCAGACCGACGGAGAGACGACGAGCACUCCGGUUCGUGAUCAUCGGAGAAGAUCUAUAUAAGAGAGGCUUCACAGCGCCGCUCCUCAAGUACUUAGCAGCAGACGAAGUUGAGACUGUGAAGCCAUGA
Molecule: messenger RNA, 3882 nt
Organism: Vigna unguiculata (cowpea)
Lineage: Eukaryota; Viridiplantae; Streptophyta; Magnoliopsida; Fabales; Fabaceae
Source: RefSeq, a predicted model, not a curated record